This is a messenger RNA of Astyanax mexicanus (Mexican tetra), 2950 nucleotides long. Its product is annotated as NLR family CARD domain-containing protein 3-like. Gene Ontology annotation, molecular function: protein binding. Lineage: Eukaryota; Metazoa; Chordata; Actinopteri; Characiformes; Acestrorhamphidae. Bases 1 to 2871 code for a protein of 956 amino acids. The transcript is spliced from 10 exons. The record is from RefSeq and is a predicted model, not a curated record.
AUGUCUGAUGGGAGAGAGUUCCAAAGACGGGGGGCAGACCGGCUGAAAGCUCUUAACCCCAUGGUGGUCAAUCGGGCUGGGAAAACAGUGAGACUAACAGAUGAGGAAGAUCUGAGAGUGCGACUAGAGACUUGGCAACAACCUGGCGACUUCUCCCAGCUGAACGAGCUAACACCGGCCGGUGAGAUUCAGAGAGAGAAAGCAGAGUCUCCUGAACCCAGCUGUGUGUCCAUGAAGAGUGACGCCUCAAUGCACACUCCUCUAACAUUCAGAAAGGAGGAAUCUUGUUCUGAAAUGAGAAUCCAGCAGGAGGCAUCAAACAUCAGCAGAAGAAAUAUGGAGGUCAUAUUCAAGGAGCUGGAGCAGAAAGUCAUCUCUCUGGUAAAGAAGCAGCUGAAGAGGUUUGAGAAGAUCCUGAAGAGUCUGGAUUACCCAGCAUGCUCUGGGAGCGAGGAGGAGGAUGAGGAGGAUCAGAGCGCUGUCAGAGAGGGGGCGCUGAAGAUCACACUGCACGUUCUGAAGAUCAUGAACCAGACAGACCUCGCUAACACACUGCAGACCAAACUGGCCCCAUUUUGUCAAAAAAACCUGAAAUCUGCUCUAAAGGAAAAUUUUAAGAAAAUCAAUGAAGGAAUCUCAAAUCCUGGAACCUCCACCCUUCUGAAUGAGAUCUACACAGAGCUGUACAUCACAGAGGGAGGGAGUGGAGAGGUCAAUAAUGAACAUGAGGUCAGACAGAUUGAAGCAGCAUCCAGGAGACCAGCAACACAGGAGACACCCAUCAAAUGUAACGACCUCUUUAAAGACCAGUCCAUCAGAACUGUGCUGACUAAAGGAGUUGCUGGAAUUGGAAAAACUGUCUCUGUGCAGAAGUUCAUUCUGGACUGGGCUGAAGGAAAAGCCAACCAGGAUGUUCUCUUCAUAUUUCCACUUCCUUUUAGAGAGCUGAAUCUGAUGAAAACUAAAUCACUCAGUCUGGUGGAUCUUCUUUAUCAAUUUUUUAAAGACUCAAAAGUAUUAAGACCAGGAGAUUAUCAUCACUACAGAGUCAUGUUCAUCUUUGAUGGUCUGGACGAAUGUCGACUUCCUCUAGAUUUCCAGAACAAUGAGAGAGUGUCUGAUGUAACACAGUCAGCCUCAGUGGAUGUUCUGCUGACAAACCUCAUCCAGGGGAACCUGCUUCCCUCUGCUCUCCUAUGGAUAACUACUCGACCAGCUGCAGCCAAUCAGAUUCCUCCUGACUGUAUUGACCAGGUAACAGAGGUACGAGGGUUCAGUGACCCUCAGAAAGAGGAAUACUUCAGGAAAAGGAUCAGUGAUCAGAGCCUUGCUGAAAGAAUCAUUACACACAUGAAGUCCUCCAGAAGCCUCUACAUCAUGUGCCACAUCCCAGUCUUCUGCUGGAUCUCAGCCACUGUUCUAGAGAGGAUGUUGGGUGAAGCAGAGGGAGGAGAGAUCCCCAAGACUCUGACUCAAAUGUUCACACACUUCCUUAUCUUUCAGAUCAAACACCGCAGCCAGAAGUACCAAAGAAAAAGUGACGCUGAUCUUGACCAGACUAGAGAGAUUAUUCUGGCUCUGGGAAAACUGGCUUUCCAACAGCUGGAGAAAGGAAACCUGAUCUUCUAUGAGGAAGACCUGAGAGAGUGUGGCAUUGAUGUCAGAGAAGUGUCCGUGUACUCAGGAGUGUGCACCCAGAUCUUCAGACAGGAGUUUGGGCUGCACCUGGGGACAGUGUUCAGCUUUGUGCAUCUGAGUGUUCAGGAGUUUCUGGCUGCUUUAUAUGCAUUUCUGUCCUUCAUCUCCAGCAACAGAAAUGUGCUGCAACAGAAACAAGGUGGAUUAAUUGGUUUCUUUAAAAAGGGAACAAUGUCUGACUUCCUGAAGAGCGCCGUGGACAAGGCCUUACAGAGUGAGAACGGAAACCUGGACCUUUUUCUACGCUUCCUUCUGGGUCUUUUACUGGAGUCCAAUCAGACUCUCUUACGAGGUCUUCUGACCCAGACAGGAAAUAUCUCUUACAGCAAAGAGGAAGUAGUGGAGCACAUCAAGCAGAAGAUCAGGGAGAAUCCAUCUCCAGAGAAAACAAUCAGCCUGUUUCAAUGUCUGAAUGAACUGAAUGAUCAUUCUCUAGUGCAGGAAGUCCAAACAUACCUGAACAGAGGAGGUUCCAGAAGUCUCAGUGGAGUUAAGCUCUCUCCUUCUCAGUGGUCGGCUGUGGCGUUUAUGAUGCUGAAUUCAGAAGAGGAGCUGGAGGAGUUUGACCUGAAUAAAUAUGACAGGUCAGAGGAAUGUCUUUUGAGGUUGAUGCCGGUAAUCAAAGUAUCCAGAAAAGCAUGGCUGUGGGAGUGUAAUCUGUCAGAGUAUAGCUGUGCAGCUCUGACCUCAGCUCUCAGCUCAAGCUCCUCAACUCUGAGAGAUCUGAACCUGGGUAAUAAUAAACUGCAGGAUUCAGGAGUGAAGAUGCUCUCUGCUGGACUGGAGAAUCCACAUUGUAAACUGGAGAAACUGGGGCUGGCUGGGUGUGAUCUGUCAGAGGAAAGCUGUGCAGCUCUGGCCUCAGCUCUCAGCUCAAACUCCUCAACUCUGAGAGAACUGAACCUGAAUAAUAAUAAUCUGCAGGACUCAGGAGUGAAGCUGCUCUCUGCUGGACUGAAAAGUUCACACUGUAAACUGGAGAAACUGGAGUUGAAUAAUUGCAGUAUUACAGGAGAAGGCUGUGCUUCUUUAGCUUCAGCUCUGAAAUCAAACCCCUCACACCUGAGAGAACUGAAUUUGAGAUACAAUAAUCCUGGAGAAUUAGGAAAGAAGCUGCUCUCUGAUCUACAGAAGGAUCCACACUUUAAACUGGAGAUACUACAGUUCUGGUAAAAGGACUAUCCUGCUCUUAUUGACCAUUAUUGAGACACUUUACUAUAGGAGGUAAAUCCUGCCAAAAAUAAAACUGAAA